AUGGAAAGUUCCCAAGUGGAUUGCCACAUCUUGUCGAUUCCAUAUCGAGGAAGAGGCCACAUCAACCCAUUGAUGAAUCUGUGCAAGCUCAUAGCCACACAAAAUAUUCUACUACGAGGGUCUGUUAUUGUAACAGAGGAGUGGUUCAGCUUUUUGAAAUCAGAGCCAAAGCCAGAUAAUAUACAGUUUCGAACAAUUCCAAAUGUAAUUCCAUCAGAUAAGUGCAAGGGCAAAGAUCUGAGGGGUUUCAUGGAAGCUGUAAAUACUAAAAUGGAAGCUCCCGUUGAGAGUAUACAUGACGGGCUUCCAAAGCCCAAUGUGAUUUUAGCGGAUUCGUUCUUGCCGUGUGCCGUCAGUAUUGGGGAGCGGAGGAAUAUUCCGGUGGCUUCAUUUUGGACUGAGUGUGAGUUUGAUACGAAGGAAAAUGUAGAAAAUGUUUUCUUGGAAAACAAGUAAUAUUUUUUACGAAAAUAGUUUGUGAUAUAAAAAUCAACUUUAUUAAUUGACUUGGGAUCUGACCCCUAACUGAAUUUCCAGUCUCCAUUUUCACAGUUGGUCCAACAAUCCCUUAUUUGGAUACCGAAUUCAAUACUAGCCAGCCUACUCCAAACUACUUGUCAUGGCUUGAUGAUCAACCUAAAGACUCUGUUCUAUACAUAUCCCAAGGAGGUUUCAUGUCAGUAUCAAAAGAACAGUUAGAUGAAAUUAUAGCUGGCAUGCACAGCAGCGGUGUCAGGACAUUUUGGGUGGUGCGUAAGAAUGCAUCCUUACUUACAGACGGAGUUGGGAAUAGGGGAAUUGUGGUGCCUUGGUACGACCAAUUGAAAGUUUUGUGAUUUUGGUCGCAUUGUGGAUGGAAUUAGACCAAGGAAGGUGCAUUUGCCGGCGUUCCAUUUCUUACGUUCCCUAUUGCCGCUGAUCAAUUUACCAAAAGCAAACAAAUAGUGGAGGACUGGAAGAUUGGGUGGAGAGUAAACAAGGAACAGGAGAAGCUGGUUAUGAGAGAUGAAAUUGCUCUAUUCAUAAAGAGUUUUAUGGACCUCGACAGCUACCAAGGAAAAUAAAUGAGUAGAAGAGCAAUGGAAAUAAGCAAUUGAAGGCGGAGCCAUCCAAGGAAAUAUUGACAAGUUCAUUCGGGAUACUAAUUUCCCCUGAAGUGCUCAUUUUUGGAACAUACCCACAGUGCGUAAAAAUAAUUUGAAGUCUAUAUUUGAGGCUUGACAAACUGUCCAAAUAAGGUACCCGUGACCAGCAAUACCUAGUCACUGUAAUCAGUUGCUUAUUGCUGGAAGCCUACUUGAACACUUGUGAGCACUAGGAAACAGUUCCUAUUCGUUUUCUUCUUAUUUUGGGAUUGUUUUGUUUCUUGUGCUGGUUUGAUUUGCUAAGUGCUUAUAUCACAGUCACCUUAUAAUCACUCUAUCCUCAUUUACUGAGAAGUCUCAUUAAAGUGGCUUGGUGUCGUUCUCA
Messenger RNA from Solanum dulcamara, 1470 nucleotides. Its product is annotated as UDP-glycosyltransferase 87A2-like. The record is from RefSeq and is a predicted model, not a curated record. NCBI's taxonomy places the organism in Eukaryota, Viridiplantae, Streptophyta, Magnoliopsida, Solanales, Solanaceae. Bases 1 to 456 code for a protein of 151 amino acids. The transcript has a single exon.